Zymoseptoria tritici IPO323 is the source of this 1368-nucleotide messenger RNA. RefSeq lists its product as uncharacterized. The transcript is spliced from 5 exons. Bases 1 to 1347 code for a protein of 448 amino acids. NCBI's taxonomy places the organism in Eukaryota, Fungi, Ascomycota, Dothideomycetes, Mycosphaerellales, Mycosphaerellaceae. The record is from RefSeq and is a predicted model, not a curated record.
AUGGCAUCUUUGAAAGAUAGAAUCCGGAGCCUGAUCAAGAGAAGAUCCGGCAAGCAGCCAAACACAACCAUUUCGAAAGAAUCACCAACUGCGCGAACGACCGAGAACACCCCUCCUACUACAGCUCCGGCUCAGCAAAAUCUCCAACAACAGCAGCCUAUACUCACGCAGAAUCGUGCGACAGCACCUGCUGUUCAGGCAGCUACUACCAGUGGCACUUUGCAAGUAGCGCUUGUGAACCAAUCGAACUCGAGCCAGGUGUUUGCCUACAUAACUGGUCAAGCAAUCGACAACAACAAUGCCCUCUUCCUCCUCCAAGCAGACGCGAGGACGCCGUACUACCCGUCCAGCCCUUCCGCGACGGGAGCAUCUCUCAGUACCAACGUCGCCAUCUCUCUGGGCGCUCCCGGCAACACAAUCAACGCGACCAUACCUCGACUUGCCGGUGGCCGAAUCUGGUUCUCCGUGGGUGCGCCGCUGACAUUCAAACUCAAUACCGGCCCAGGCCUGGUCGAGCCAUCGGUCUUCAACCCAUCGGACCCGAAUUAUAAUGUCCAAUUUGGCUUCUGCGAAUUCACUUUCAAUUCAGCGCAGGUCUUUAUCAACAUCUCUUACGUCGACUUCGUCAGCGGCGUCCCCGUUGCACUCACUUUGCAGGACACUGAUGGAUCCAGCAAGCAUGUGGGGGGCAUGAAGAGCGACGGAUUGGCGACAGUCUGCAAGAACCUCCGAGCUCAGACCGCUAAGGAUGGUAGACGUUGGAGUUCGCUGAUUGUGCAGAAGAACGGGCAAGAUCUGCGGGCGCUGAGUCCGAAUUCUGGUAUCACGUUGAAUCCGGAUUGGUUCUCCACAUACUGGACGGACUACGUCAAUCGAGUGUACAGUCAAUACUCGUCUAAAGCCUUGACCGUUGACACCCAAGCCUCUUUUGGCGAAGUUCGCGGCCAAGUUGAUGCCUCUGGCGCUCUGAAUUUCGGCGCGGGAGGUAGCUUCAAGAAGCCGACCAGCGCGGACAUCUUUGGCAAUUCCACAGGUCCGUUCGCGACGGGUGGCAACAGCCAGACGAACGCUAUCAUUCCACGGCUGGCCGCGGCCUUCAAUCGGAGUACCCUGCUCCUAUCGGACCAGGCGCCGAACGGAACCAAUCCAAACCAGUACUAUCAGGAUGCCACGACCAAUCAUUACUCGAGGAUCGUCCAUGCAGUAAAUGUCGACGGUCUGGGCUAUGCUUUCCCCUACGAUGAUGUGACUCCCGAUGGAGGUAAACCACAAGAAGGUGCCAUAUUUAGCUUCUCGCCCGCCAAGCUGACCGUCACCAUGGGUGGGAACAAUGCGAAGGCCAGCUGAGAGAUUUCGUGGUCAUCGUGA